Molecule: messenger RNA, 1928 nt
Organism: Sphaerulina musiva SO2202
Lineage: Eukaryota; Fungi; Ascomycota; Dothideomycetes; Mycosphaerellales; Mycosphaerellaceae
Product: CDC91 cell division cycle 91-like protein
Exons: 4
Coding region: 55-1428 (457 amino acids)
Biological process (GO): protein localization to cell surface; attachment of GPI anchor to protein
Cellular component (GO): membrane; GPI-anchor transamidase complex
Source: RefSeq, a predicted model, not a curated record
GACUACACCACGACGACGACGACGACGAGGCGAAGAUGCGGUGAGGACGAGAACAUGGACGCCGCCACGCACCUCUACCAUGGCCAUCCCAAGACGCUGCUGUUCUCCGCCGCUGUCACCCUCCGGAUAACGCUGGCCCUCGCCUUUCCAGGCCUCCCUGACCUCUUGACGGGCAGAGCGGAGAUCUCGACCCCCGUCAAUAGCUUCAAGAGAUUACAGGAAGGCUUGUUCUUAUACGAGCGAGGACUUGAUCCGUACGACGGCGGCAUCUUCCACCAGGCUCCUCUUUUCCUGCCGCUAUUUGCCCUCCUGCCCUCGGCGUCUACCUGGCUGGGUCGCUUAGCCACGAUCCUCAUCUACACUGGCCUGGAUGUCUUGACUGCAGACUGCAUUUAUGACAUUGCCAGCUCAGGUGCAGCCGCCGCUUCCCUUCUCUUCACGUCCCCGAGAGCCGACCGCGUCUGGCAGCCAGCUUCUGUAGCGGCCGUCUACCUCUUCAAUCCUUUCACCCUCGUAGCAUGCUUCGGCCGGCCGACGACGGCAUUCGCCGCCUUCUUCACCUUGCUCAGCGUCAAGCAUGCUUGUCAAGCCAAGGUGAUGACGGCUGCUUUCGCUCUGGCCAUUGCCAGCUACAUCAGUCUGCACCCGGUGUUGCUGCUACCGCCCAUUGGACUGCUAUGCUAUGACCAACUAUGUGUGCAGUUGGCUGGCCGAGCGACCAUGACCGAGGAAGGGACUUCUGGCCAGGGCAGAGUGACAAAAAUCGCUUGUAACAAAGAGCUGCUCCCUCCAAUCUCUACAUUUGCGGUCGUGCUCGUCAGCACCUUCUUGACUUUCUCUGGCUUUCUGCUUGUAGUGUCCCGCCUGUUACUUCCAUCCUGGCAGUUCCUGGAUUCCGUGUAUAUGACUCCACUCACGAUGCCAGACUUGACGCCAAAUUCCGGAUUGUGGUGGUAUUUCUUCAUCGAAAUGUUCGAUGCAUUCCGAGAGUUCUUCUUGGGCGUCUUUUGGCUACAUAUGCUGUCAUACAGUAUACCAUUCUGCAUUCGCUUCCGGAACCAACCACUUGCAGCUGUAGUGCUGAUGCUGGGAAUCAAUGCCAUCUUUCAGCCAUAUGCCAAUGUUGGCGAUGUAGGCACCUGGCUGAGCAGUCUUUGUCUGCUUGGACACGUGUUCGAAUUAUGUUCCACGCACCGCUAUACUUUCCCAGCUUUAUCGGCUCUUCUCUAUGCAUCACUGUUGGGACCAGCAUUUCACCAUCUGUGGAUAUAUGCUGGCUCCGGGAAUGCCAAUUUCUUCUACGCCAUCACACUGGUCUGGAGCCUGGCUCUACUUAUAUUGCUUACCGACACCGUAUAUGCAGUCCUUCGGGAUGCGUGGGAAAAUGAACGGCCUGAAGGGAAAGGAAAAGAGGUGCGACAGGUGUAGUCUGCAGUACAUGGGGUUGAGCGGAGUGAAGUUACCCAGUCCGGAACCGGCGAAACUUCGAAAGGAUUGCCUACAGCGGCUUUUAUACAUACCGCAGACCCAAUCUACCACGGGUUCGCGCCCAUUCCUGGUAAUCAUGUCUACCACUGCACAACCCGCUCAUGCUUCGUCUUCUAUGCGCGAAUCGUAGCACUGAUUUCGUGCAUCUGUUUCAAAAACGGCAAGAGAAGGCGGACGGCGGAGAUGGAACUUGUGCAGACAGACUGCGCAGCUCUCUAUGUCACGCGAGUACGAAGAUGCUGUCAGAGGCAGCAAAGGGGAUGGUGAAGAUGAGUUAUCGGAAGCCAGCGAAGCUAAUGGAAUUAAUGCGGGAAGACACCAGGUCGCCAGGUGAUAUACCAUGAUGUUGUAGCCGGUAUCAACUCUCGAUGAGUAGCAGAUUUCCGCCUGCACAUCCUUCUCUUGUGUAUACUUGCCAAAUUCAUAACGACUCAAAGCUG